AUGGUUAAAUUUGAAGAAUUAUCUAGGUUUUGUCUGCAUUACAAUGGGGCUGAUCCUGAAGGUUCCAAGUGUGUGAAAUUUAAAAGUGGAUUACAUCCUGAGAUCAAACAAUUCAUUGGCUAUCCGGAAAUCCUCCAAUUUUUGGUGUUGAUGAACAAGUGCGACAUUUAUGAUGAGGAUAGUAGAGCAAGGUACACUCACUAUAAGAGUUGGAGUACUCAUAAAGACAAUAUAUUUGUUUUUCAGAACCAUGGUAAACCUUAUAUGAAUCUGAGCAGACAACAGAGUAGUUACCGUAAUCGGGGGUCCAUAAUUGGAAGUGGACGAAGCAAUAAUGUUAGUAAUGAGAACAAGAGUAACUGGAGCGCUGGGAAUAGUGAGGGAGGCCCAUUGACUCCUAAACAAUGUGGAAAGUAUGGUAAAAUAUGUCAUCAGAUUUUUGAGUGUAAGGAUACAACUCCAACUUAUUCCAACAGUGACAAGCAAGGUCAUAUAAGUAGAUUUUGUAAGAAUCUAAAGAAGGAAAAAGCAAUGAUAAGAAUUCUAGAGAAAACUAAUCGAGAGCCAAUGGAAGAGUAUUUGUUCUUAGUUGUGUUGAAGGCUAGGCAUCAUACAAUUUGA
This is a messenger RNA of Lathyrus oleraceus (garden pea), 621 nucleotides long. RefSeq lists its product as uncharacterized. The coding region runs from base 1 to 621 and encodes 206 amino acids. The transcript has a single exon. The record is from RefSeq and is a predicted model, not a curated record. Lineage: Eukaryota; Viridiplantae; Streptophyta; Magnoliopsida; Fabales; Fabaceae.